AUGCUGAGUAUUGGUGGCUCUUCUCCUUUCAUGGAGUUUGCUCCAACAAAUGCCAAAGCAUUCUCGAAUAAAAAGACGGUGCGCAACCAUCGCCUUGAACGGUUCUUGAUGGGAACAAUGAGGUCGCCGCCUGAAACUGUGGUAUGUGAUGAUGAAACUGCCUUAGUGGUGUGGAGCACGGUGCUCCAGUUCUUUGGAAACAUGUCCACGACUGCAGUUAUCAGCCUGCACUACAAGCUGCAAUCUCUCAAGAAGGGUGAUGACUCCAUGAGAGUUUACCUCACACAUCUAGCUAGGUUUGGUGAUCAGCCUGAGGUACUGCCAAUUAGUGCAAAUGUUGCUCAAAGAACUGGUUGUCAACUCUACGGGAAGAAUGGCCAUCUUGUAGACAACUGCUGGCACCGCUUUGAUCAAGACUUUCCUGGGGUUACAUCUAGCAGUAAAGCAUACUCCAAGGAUCAGACUGGAAAUGCAUAUUAUUCUGUGUGUGAAACUAAAGUGACUGAGUGUGAGUGUUGUAAUGCUCAAAAUAGUGGGUCUCAGGUUGAUUCGCGUCCUCAAGCUCUUGUCUCCACAGCAGCUCAUGAACGGUGGGUGGUAGAUUCGGGUGCCAUAUAUAAUGUCACACCCGAUGAAGGAGUUUUCAGUCAUAAAGAUGACUAUAACAGGCCAUGUAAGCUGGUAGUUGGUAAUGGAGUGGCUUUAGACGUUAAGGCUGUUGGCAACACUACCUUGUGCUCUUCCUCUCGAGCUUUGUUAUUAAGUGAUUUGUUACAUGUACCAAAAAUAACAAAUAAUCUUCUAUCUGUCUCAAAGCUUGCUAGGGACAAUAAUACCUUCUUUGAGUUCCAUGCUCAUGAAUGUUGCGUUCGUGAUGAAGACACUGGCAUAGUGUUGCUUCGUGGGAAAGAAGAAAAUGGUUUGUAUUCUUUUACUGUAGAUCCUCAAGUUACUGCUCUAGUAGCUGAAGCAAGUCCCUUACCUGCAUCCCGCGACCUCUAUGAGUUGUGGCAUUGA
Molecule: messenger RNA, 1017 nt
Organism: Hibiscus syriacus
Lineage: Eukaryota; Viridiplantae; Streptophyta; Magnoliopsida; Malvales; Malvaceae
Exons: 5
Coding region: 1-1017 (338 amino acids)
Source: RefSeq, a predicted model, not a curated record